Molecule: messenger RNA, 972 nt
Organism: Saccharomyces paradoxus
Lineage: Eukaryota; Fungi; Ascomycota; Saccharomycetes; Saccharomycetales; Saccharomycetaceae
Gene: ECT1
Product: ethanolamine-phosphate cytidylyltransferase
Exons: 1
Coding region: 1-972 (323 amino acids)
Biological process (GO): phosphatidylethanolamine biosynthetic process
Cellular component (GO): cytoplasm
Molecular function (GO): ethanolamine-phosphate cytidylyltransferase activity
Source: RefSeq, a predicted model, not a curated record
AUGACGGUAAACUUAGACCCAGAUAGAGUUUGGAUAGACGGCUGCUUUGAUUUCACACAUCAUGGGCAUGCGGGAGCUAUCUUGCAGGCACGUCGAACAGUUUCGAGAGAAAAUGGUAAACUUUACUGUGGUGUGCAUAACGAUGAAGAUAUUCAACAUAACAAAGGAUCACCGGUGAUGAAUUCUUUAGAAAGAUACGAGCAUACUAGAUCAAAUAGGUGGUGUUCGGAGGUGGUUGAAGCUGCGCCAUACGUCACAGAUCCCAAUUGGAUGGAUAGGUAUCAGUGCCAAUAUGUUGUUCAUGGUGAUGACAUCACCUUAGAUGCCAAUGGGGAGGACUGCUACAAACUAGUGAAGGAGAUGGGGCGGUUUAAGGUGGUUAAAAGAACGUAUGGUGUGAGUACCACCGAGAUUAUACAUAGAAUAUUGACGAAAAAAUCUUUGCCACCGACUCAUCCCGAUUAUUAUCCUAGCAUCCAGGAAUUGAGUUUCUAUUCGGUCGCUAGAGAUGCGGUUUCAAAGCACUGUUAUGUCUUCCAGAGGGAUUUGGGCAAUGUCUUGGUCAAUGGUGGAUACGACUUUAAUGUAGAAGAUUGUGUUUAUGUUGAUGGAGAUUUUGACUUAUUCCACAUGGGGGAUAUUGAUCAGCUGAGAAGGUUGAAAAUGGAUCUCCACCCUGGUAAGAGAUUAAUUGUUGGCGUUACCACGAGCGAUUACUCAAGUACCAUUAUGACAAUGAAGGAACGUGUCCUGAGCGUUUUAAGUUGCAGAUAUGUUGAUGCCGUUAUCAUCGAUGCCGACAAUACUUCAUUAUCUCAAUAUAACUGCGAGAAAUAUCGUAUUGGCACGGCUGUUCUCAAAGCCGCCGGAAAGUUUAGCGAAUACUUAACUAAGGAGCUCAUUAUUAAAAGGGUUGAAUCUCAAAGGGAGGUAUACAUUGCGAGGAACCAAAAGAAAGGAAUGUCCAUCUAA